AUUUCGUUCCCAUUUUCUAUCCUCUUAAUUUUUCAGGCCUCUUACAUUUGCUAUAAGCUCAUUUUUCCAUUCCUCCACCUUAAAAGCUUCACGCUUUCUUUCGCUCGUCCCUCUCCUAACUCUUCAGCCGCCCCUCACUCCCUCGGUGUUACCCCAGUUUUUCACUUAUUGGGUUCUAUAGUUUAGGCUUGAAAAAUCCGACCGGAGAAAAAUCCUGAAAAAAAACAGACAGCACGAUGACGGUAACACCAACAACAACAACUAGUUCUGGGUCUGGAUGUGGAAGUGGGUGUCGUCUCUUUCUACCUUCGACAUAUCCUAGUCUGACACAAAACCGAACUUACAAUUACGAACCCAUAAAUAAUAAUAAUAAUAAUAAUAAUAAUAUCCAUGUUUUUGGCUCCAUUACAUUCUCCCAAACCCCCAAGCCCAAAUUAGGCAGCCGCUGCCGCCGCCGCAGCCUAUUGGCGGUUUCUCAAUUCGUGGAAGAUAGUUCUCAAUCCGAAGAACCCAACACCACGGAUGCAAAUAUUGACAUAAAACUUCCAAGAAGAAGUUUGCUUGUACAAUUUACUUGUGAUGUGUGUGGUGAAAGAACAGAGAGGCUCAUAAAUCGAUUAGCCUAUGAGCGCGGCCUUAUUUACAUACAGUGUGCAGGUUGUCUCUGUCAUCACAAAUUAGUUGACAACCUUGGCCUCAUGGUUGAGUAUGACUUAUGGGAGGAAAUCAAUCCGGGCUCAAAUACUGAUCAAGUUUGAUAUGUGCCAAUCAACUUGUUAGUUAUUCUAAGUUUCCUUUUGGAUAUUUCCAUGUUUGUUGUCGUAAUAAAAAAAUCAGUCUUCAUUCAGCAACAAAAUUAAUAUAUAUAUAUAUAUAUAUGUAUAUAUAUGCAUAAAAUAAAACUCAAAAUUUGUCCUCAUUAAACAUUAACCAUUCAAAAAUUGGAACUACAAAACCUUGAUAUGGCUCAGUCUCCUUAUUAUUCACUCCUGUCUAACCAAUCUUUGAAUUGAUCUUGUGUAAUACGUAUGAAAUAAUCAUCUCUUUUCAGUAUAACAGCAAAUCAGUGGUCCAUCAUCACAUAAGAUUUCUAGGAAUUAUAUCCUGUAAGAGCCAGCAGAAUGGCAACAGCUAAUCCUGUAGUCAUCCACCUUCCAGACCUUCCUACCUGCUGAUGUAGUGCAUGUCCUCCAUUCUGUGAGUUGAGAAAGAAAGGAAUAGUCAAUAAAAAUAUUUGGAAAUUGUUAAAGCUGAUAUAUUGAUGUAACAAUGAAUGUGAUUGGUGUCACAUAAAUAACACAAUAAAUAAAUUUCUGAAUUAUUUUUUGUUUUGUAAAAAGUUGAUAUAUUAGUUUGUAAGGUUUAUGUUGUCAAAUUUGUAGUGGUAGCAUCAGUCAAAACAUUUUUUCAUGUGAGAAGUAAAAUCAUCCAUAUCAAGCCACCCCAUUUAUUCAAAAUUUAUUUAACAUAUAUAAAAUAGUUUCUCAGCAAUUUUGGAAAAUUAAUAGUAAUGGCAAUCCGACUGAUUAAAAGUUACCGCAUUUGGUGAUGGUGCUGGAGUUGUAUCCUCUGUGUCUACCAAUGUAGGAGGUGCUGGGGGGCUGGUUACAUUAGCUGCUGGUGCUGGUGCUGGUGCAUGAUGAUGCUUGUGCUUAUGUCUGUGCCUUCUUUUCUUCUUGUGUUUGGUGGGUGCUGGAGCAGAUGAGGGCACCAAGACUGG
Quercus robur (English oak) is the source of this 1720-nucleotide messenger RNA. RefSeq lists its product as uncharacterized. Lineage: Eukaryota; Viridiplantae; Streptophyta; Magnoliopsida; Fagales; Fagaceae. Gene Ontology annotation, biological process: protein stabilization; protein folding; protein import into mitochondrial matrix. Gene Ontology annotation, molecular function: protein-folding chaperone binding; zinc ion binding. Bases 237 to 758 code for a protein of 173 amino acids. The transcript is spliced from 3 exons. The record is from RefSeq and is a predicted model, not a curated record. Gene Ontology annotation, cellular component: mitochondrion.